AUGUAUCUCCACGUCCCUCUCCUCCUCUUCCUGCUCGCCAACGUCGUCCCAUCCAAUGCUAACGUCUUCACUCGCGGGUCCGAGUCCAUCACACGCGCUGCGAAACGCGCUCGCCACAACACGAUCAAGCGGAGCUCUGGCUUGAUCCGCGACCUGCGCCUCGCCUACUCUGGCACACUUGUCGAUCAGCAGGCCGACAGUCCAGGUAAAUACUACUGCGUCAAGGUCGACACGGACGAGACGAGCUCGACGAAUGGUACUAGAAGCGGGUCUUCGUCGGUUGCAUCCCUGGGCGCAAAGCCGUCCGCCACAGCGACAUCAUCGAGCGCUCCGGCGGCGUCUUCCAGCGCCGUGGCCUCUUCGCCCUGGAAACUCAAGCAAAGCUACGAGGGAAAUUCGUUCUUUGCCGGAUGGUCCUUCUUUACCGACACGGAUCCGACCGGAGGGACGGUGGACUAUAUAGACGGGAGCGCAGCAGAAUCCGCCAACCUGACCGGCAUCAACAGCGCGGGCAACGCAUACCUGAAAGUUGACACUACCCCGGUGAUUACCUCAGGGUACCGUCGCAGUGUUCGCAUCACGACCGACUUCACGUACACCGGCGCGCUCAUUGUCCUCGACGCCGUCCACAUGCCCACUGGCUGUGGCACCUGGCCCGCGUUCUGGUCGAAUGGUCCGAACUGGCCCGACGGUGGUGAGAUCGACAUCGUCGAGGGCGUGAACGACUACACGAACGACCAGGUCACGCUGCACACGAACACGGGAUGCUCGCUCCCCACAUCCAACGCAACCGUGCUCGCCAUCGCGGGCGACAUUGUUGGGUCGACGGACUGCUCCGUCUCGGGCACGGGCGACGCGGGCUGCGGCAUCCGCGCGUCCCAGACGAACUCGUUCGGCGCGGCGUUCAACGAUAUCGGCGGUGGCGUCUACACGAUGCAAUGGGAUGACACCGGCGUAUCGGUGUGGUACUUCACGCGCAGCACGAUCCCCGCCGACAUUUCUGCAGGCGCACCCCAGCCUUCCGGCUGGGGCAUGCCGAUCGCCAACUUCCCCGCGUCGUCGUGUAACCCGUCUCAGUUUUUCUAUGACCAUUCAGCGAUCUUCGACACGACGCUCUGCGGCGCGUGGGCGGGCGACGGCUGGACGGCGUCAGGAAUACCUGGCCAGGAGCAGAGUUGUGCCCAGCGGACGAACACUGCGACCUGUGCGGAGUUUGUUGCGAACAACGGUGCCGCAUUCGAGCAGGCUUAUUGGGAGGUAAAGAGCGUGAAGAUCUACCAGACGAGCUAA
Postia placenta MAD-698-R-SB12 is the source of this 1290-nucleotide messenger RNA. Its product is annotated as glycoside hydrolase family 16 protein. Gene Ontology annotation, biological process: glucan catabolic process. The transcript has 7 exons. The record is from RefSeq and is a predicted model, not a curated record. Lineage: Eukaryota; Fungi; Basidiomycota; Agaricomycetes; Polyporales; Adustoporiaceae. Bases 1 to 1290 code for a protein of 429 amino acids. Gene Ontology annotation, molecular function: hydrolase activity, hydrolyzing O-glycosyl compounds.